AUGGUGGGAGUGCUUUUCAUUGUUAAUGUACCACAAAAAGAGUACGAGAAGGAAUUAAGAUUGAAAGAUAAAUCUUCAAAAAUCGUCACGGAAAAAGAGAAAUAUGAGAAAGCGUCAAAAGUGAUACACGAAAUGAAAAAGAAUAAACGAUUUGGAAGUAUCAAGUCGUCCAUAGAAUCGUAUGCCACCGACGAUGAUAGUAGCAUCGUCAUAUCAAAAUGUCGUUCCACAGACUGCUUAAAUAAAAAUGAGAAUGAAGGUUUGUUUAAAUCUAAAAGUGAAAAUACAUUAAAUGAUGUAUCACACGAAGGAGGUUGUAAAUCCUCGUGGGAGGAGGUGAAGCAAGUUAUAAAACCGAAAAAAAAUAAAUUGAAUAUAACCAAACCUGCUCGAGGGGUCGACAUUCUAGGAGCAUUUCAUUGGGACACGCCACUUGAAACUAUAUUAUCGGAAAUAUUAACACGGCUCGAUAUUAACAGUGCAUCAUGGACCGCGACGAAAGGAAACAAAUUUUGGAAGGUUACAUUCAGCUUAAAAUCCGGCAACCUCUGCGAAGAACUUCUUCAAGUACUGAGAACUUUUGGCAUUGGGAGCCGAGGUCAGUCUUCUAUGAGUGUACUACCGUGCACUCUCUAUUACAAGGCAAACACUUCUGAAGAAGACACGGAAACUAAAGAAGAUAUUUGGAAUGAUAACUCUAUGUGGUCUCGUCUGUCCUCGUCUGUUCGAGCGAGGAACCAUCUACCACAGAUUCUACUCGCGGUACGUUCUGAGGCCUCUCUGACCUUCGACUGGCUGUUUCUCCUUGUGGUGGCUGCUUUCGUCUCCGCCAUUGGUCUAGUAGAAAAUUCAACAGUCAUAUUAGUUGCUAGUAUGCUCAUUUCUCCUCUUAUGGGUCCAAUAACCGCUGGAACCCUAGGCACCGCAGUAUGCGAUCGUUCAUUGCAACGAAUGGGACUGAUGCACGAGAUGUUAGGUCUAUUCCUUUCACUUGUCAUCGGAUUCAUCUUCGGCCUCAGCAUCUGUGCCGUCGAUGAACACUACGGUGUAGGAGACUGGCCUACUUCUGAAAUGGUUUCCAGGUGUGAAAUCCGUUCUCUUUGGGUGGGUGUACUGGUGGCUCUGCCAAGCGGAGCUGCUGUAGCGUUGGCUGUGCUGAGCGAAUAUACAGCUUCUCUAGUUGGAGUCGCCAUAUCAGCAUCUCUACUGCCACCUGCUGUCAAUGCUGGUCUUCUCUGGUCGAUGUCUUUGGUCCACAUCAUAUACGCCAGCGACGACACCAAAUGGAACGGCGUCAUAACCACUUCAUAUUACAGCGAAAAUCCAGCCACAGAACUGGCGCUACUGGGGACAGUAUCACUUUGCCUCACACUCGUUAAUAUUCUUUGCAUCUUCUUAGCUGGAGUGGCAGUCUACAAGGUAAAAGAAGUUCGUCCUUUGGAAAAACGGGACAUUCCAUGGUGGCAGGCUAACAAAGAUCUUCAAAUUCCUAAACAUAAUAAUGACGGUCCUACAAAUUGGGAAAUAUAUAGCAAAUGGUGCAAUGACCCUAUUGAAACCAAUCCUCUCCAAACUCAUACAGAUAAUAAUUACCAGAUACAGAGCGACACAGUGACAUACAGAAAACAUAAUUUAAUACAACGACCAAAAGCUCAUAAUAUCGAGGACUACUUGCAGAAGACGCAGAACAGUGAAAGUUAUACAUCUAUGAACGCAGUUUUACAACCAGUUAAUAAUACAGAAAAGAAAACCUCUGAAAAUAAAGAAGCAGUAGAAGUACCGAGUAUUUUAUCAAAUGCUGAUUCAAUAGAAAAUAACGCAACGCCAUACACUGGACGUGUUCGGGACAGCUUUAAUUACUUUAAUUUUGGAUAUGAAGACAAAGAUGAUAAGAAUUCCAAAAGUGACUCUUACUACCCAACAAUACAGCCCUCUGUGAAUCUUACCAUAGAUGCAAAAACGCAUGGCAUAGUUUUGGGAACUAAGUCUUUCCAUGUGUAA
This is a messenger RNA of Diatraea saccharalis (sugarcane borer), 2001 nucleotides long. The record is from the annotation of a GenBank genome assembly. Lineage: Eukaryota; Metazoa; Arthropoda; Insecta; Lepidoptera; Crambidae.